AGGAGAGGGAAGAAAGAGAGGAGGGAGGGCUGUUUUUGAGCGUGUGCCUGAGAAAUGAGAGAGAGCGAGAGGGGAGGGAAGUGAGCUGAAAGAAAUGUCAGAUUCAAACACACUGUUCUCUGUGUGUGUGAUAGAGACAACGAGAGACCAGAGAGAAAGAGACAGGAGAGGACCACAAAGUGAGGCCAGUUUACCUAUGGAACAACAUUCAUACCCGAUGCCCAGGGGAUUCCAUGGACCCGAGUGACAUCCCCGCCGAGCUCAGCCGAUCAAAACUAAUGUCAAUGCGCUCCUCGCAUUUGUAGAACACCAAGGAGGACAGGGGUGAAAGGUCACAGACUACAGAGCCGGAGUACGUGCUGAUGUUGAAAGGUUUCAGGAGGGGAGACUGAGGUUACAAGAAGAAGUUCAAGAAGUAAGGUAUCAGUGACAGACAAGGGUCACAGCAUCGACGAUGAUGACAUCGCACGGGAAGCUGAGGAAAGAGAAGGGGAGUUUGGCUGAGUACGAAUUGCAAGUGAAAGACCUGCGGGCGCAGCUGACAGACCAGAUAAAGAUUUUAGAUUCUCAGGUGGAUGUGAAACAACAGCAGCUCUCUGACCUCUCUGAGUUUCUCCGGCGUCGAGGUGACAUUGAGACCGAAUAUGCUCGUGCCCUUGACAAACUCACAGAGAGGUUCACCCACAAGACUAAGAAGAAGGAGCAGUGGGGUCAGUCUGUGUGUCAGGUCUGGUCUGUUUUGCUGACUCAGACCCGUCUGGAGAGCCGGGAACAUGCAGCACUGGGUGACACCUGCUGCAACACACUCACACAGAGGCUGGCACACAGUACGGAGGAUACACACCGUCUGCACAAACGGAGCAAAGAAGUUGGGAUCCAGAUGCAGGAUGAGUUGCUAAAGGUCACCAGUGAACUGCAGACGGCUCUGAAGACAUAUAAUCAGUACCACACAGACUGUCUGAUAGCUGAGGGGAAGCUGAAGGAAGCUGAGCGGUUGGAGGAGAGACACACAGGCAAGUCAGCUGAGCUGGGCACUGGCCAAUCAGGAGGCCCGAGGCGGAGUUCUGUCAAGAAGAUGGAGAGAUUAAUGGAGAAGAGGCAUGGCAGAGUGCAGGAAACCCAGCUGCAGUGUACCAAGGCUCGUAAUGACUACCUGCUGAAUCUCGCAGCAGCCAAUGCAGCCAUGAACAAGUACUACCUGCAGGACGUCAGCACUCUUAUUGACUGCUGUGACCUGGGUUUCCAUCUGUCAGUGGAGAGGGUGAUGAGGUGCUACCUGGCCAGUAGGUGGCGCAUCCAGAAAACAGAGGAGAUGGGUAUAAAGCAGCUGGAGGCAGCUGUGACCUCCCUGGACCAGGGUGGAGACAGAGAUGGAUUGCUGCAGCAACAUGACGCCGCCUUCUGCCUUCCAUUCAGAUUCAACUACCAUCCACAUGAGGGUGACCAGGUGUGUGAGGUGAGUGCAGAGAGCCACGUGAGGUACGAGCUGGAGACCAGGUUCCAGCAGCUUCAAUCUCGACUUGCUGCCGUUACCUUGGAAACUGAGGAGAUUAGUAAAACGCUUAAAGCCACACUCACCGCCCUGCUGGACACUAUGUGUGACAGCGACUGCAAUCCUUCCCCCGAUGUGCUAAGCAGCCUAUCACAUGAGCCUCCUGGAGGAAGCACUGCCCCAAAACUUACCCUUGCCAAGCGUCGAGCCAAUCAGCAGGACACAGAGAUCUACUAUUUUACAAAAGUGAAGGAGUUCCUCACCAGCAGUUGUCUGUGCUCCAAACUUCAAGCCAAACAUGACCUUCUACAAGAUGCCAUACAGAAAGCUGAGGCCGUGAAUAGCGACCCUUCCAGAAUGCAUUGUGCUUGGUCAGUGCGUGUUCGGAAGUCCAGACCUGUUUCCCAAUUCUGCCACACACUCUUCACCACAGACAUACUCUCCUACAUACAGAGCUCUGGGCAGCAGAUUCCUGUGGUGGUUGAAAGCUGUAUCCGUUUCAUAAAUCUUCACGGGCUCCACCAUGAAGGAAUAUUCAGAGUUCCCGGGUCGCAGAGGGAGGUUAACCUCAUUAGAGAUGCAUUUGAGAGAGGAGAAGAUCCUCUGUCAGACAGUGAGUGUGACCUGGACUCGGUGGCUGGUGUGUUGAAGCUGUACUUCAGGGGCCUUGAGCCUCCUCUCUUCCCUUACAAUAGCUACACUCAGCUGCUGGAGUGUGUCCAAAUUGAAGGGGAGACAGAGAAAGCUGCCCAGAUUAAAGCAAUUGUCUCCACCUUCCCACGGCCUCUCCUCAUCGUGAUGCGUUAUCUUUUCGCUUUCCUCAAUCAUGUGUCCCAGUACAGUGAUGAGAACAUGAUGCAGCCCUACAACCUGGCUGUCUGCUUUGGCCCAAGCCUGCUGAGGGGAAUAGAUUCUGAUGAUGCUGUUGCUAGGCAGCCACAGGUUAAUGACCUCAUCAAAACCAUGAUCCUCCAACAUGACCUCAUCUUCCCCAGCCAAUCAGAAUUGCCGGGACCCGUCUAUGAGAAGCACAUGACUCUGGAGCAGGAGUACUGUGAACCAAUCACAGAGGAGGGAGAGGGAGAGACCGAGCAUCUGCCCAGUGAAGAUGAGUGGGAGGCAGUGGCUAUGUUUGACUAUGUGGCAAGAUCUCCAGCAGAACUGUCAUUCAAGCAGGGAGAGCUUCUCAUCCUUCACAAUAAAGCCUCCUGUGAUUGGUGGAGAGGUGAAGUGGGAGGGGUUAAGGGUCUUAUCCCUCACAAAUACAUCACCGUGCUGGAUGGGUCAGAGAGAGGGAAAAGAGAAGAAGGAGGAGGAGGAGGAGGAGGCAGCACUGGAAACCUGGCAGUAGAAGACCCGCAGAUAGAGAACACAACUCGGAUGCGAGUGAACAGCGACAGUGCUUCGUUGCCUGGGAGACAGAGAGGAAGUGAGGGUAGCCCCAGUCGAAAGCCGCUGACCUCCUCUGCCACACGACACCUGUCAGUAUCUCAAGAGAGAAGACACACUUUGGAUACUGUGAGACAGGACAGCCUCAGACCCACAGACAGACCUCCAUUUGGUCAGGCAGACAAAACAGCAGUUGACAAGGAGAUGAUCAGCCGUCAAAUGAACUCAGUGUUCAAGGAGCUCCUGUCACGUCAGCCUCCUCUCCAGCCAUCUGCCCUCACCACCCCUGCCACCCCUGCUCCCUCUUCCUCCGCCUCCUCUUCUUCUCUUCCUCAAACUGCCCCUGCUGCCAAAAAAGUAGGCUUUGGCCUCAGAGGACGGGCCCUUUGGAAUAGCUGAUUUAUUGUUGAUGAUGAUGAUGAUUAUGCUGAUGACGAUGGUGCAUUUGGUGAAGAUCUUGAUUUAUUUUUUGACAUUUGUAUAAUAUUUGCGUCUGCCAUCUCAUAGUUCCACUAGUCUCAGUGCCGUGUUACUGUACUUCUAAUGUGUCUGUUUUCCAGCUGAUUUUGGUAUUUUUAUUUUCUGAUAUGUUUUUAUUCUCCAGGUUUUUGCAAUUUUUUGAGAAUCAGGGAUGUGACAUCACCAGUGAUAUUACCAGACUGACAGUUUGAAGUGUUUUGUUAUGAUACUUGCUUUAAAAACAGCAAAAGAUUUAAGCUGCCCUCUAGUGGCAGGGCUGAGAUCAGCUUUAAAAUGUUGUCUUAUUUUAAAUAUCAAAACUGAUCUGGGGCCUGUGUCUAGGAGUGCCUUCACAUCUUUUACUCUUCACAUUUAUUUCACUUGAAAAGAUCUGACAGGUUUCAACUCUGCAUAUAAUGUUUAAGAUAGAGUCCAGGAAGAUGUUUAUAGAGCCCUAAAGCAUUCCAACUUAAAUCCAUAACAAAUACAUUAAAUUUAAAAAAUUGUGUAAAAUAUUUGAAAGAACCAACAAUUUGUGAGCAAAGAUAAAGACUAUAUGUAAUUUUAUCUUUGCAGAGCUGUGCUUUUCUCACCUUUAGAAUCAAAAGAUGGAAAAAGUAACUUUGAGUUAACUAUUAGCUACUGCCAUAACACUGGCUCUUCACCUGGAUUGUGUGUAGUUGUCAGGCUCAUGACAAAGGAAAAGGAAAUGUUAGUUUCUCUUCACUGUGUGUAUUUACAGUCACAGCUUCGGAAUACUUUAUUAACAAUAUCUUUUUGUUGUUGUUUUUUUUUGUUGUUCUAGCUAAUAUGAACUAACAGGCUAAAUCUGGUAGCGGUUGAUGAAUUUACAAGCUUAACAGGCUGAGAGCAUGUAACUGGUUAGGAGAGGGUGGUGACUACACCUUUGCAGUGACAUUAAAAAGUAUUACAAUGUUACUGGGAAAAUACAUGUAUAAAAUGCAAAGAGACAUGAAAAUCAAAUUGUGAAAUCAAAUGAAGGCCUAUAAAAAGUUAUGAAAAUACAAAGGAUGAAAUAAUAUUUCAUAAUAAUGACCUGAGUUUCAAUCUUUUUAAUUUGUUAUGAAAUUAUAAUAUUAUUGCUGUUCAUAUAUUUUACACAAUUUAUUGAAGUGACUAUGUACACUACCAGUCAAAGUUUGGACUAUGGAUGUGGCUUGGGCACACCCAUUCAAA
Molecule: messenger RNA, 4537 nt
Organism: Monopterus albus (swamp eel)
Lineage: Eukaryota; Metazoa; Chordata; Actinopteri; Synbranchiformes; Synbranchidae
Product: SLIT-ROBO Rho GTPase-activating protein 3-like
Exons: 24
Coding region: 455-3280 (941 amino acids)
Biological process (GO): signal transduction
Molecular function (GO): protein binding
Source: RefSeq, a predicted model, not a curated record